CGAGGGCGCAACAUCAGGACAGAAUGUCUCUCCUGCUGAUCGUCUUACUAGCACUUCUCCUGCUCCUGAUACUAUCUGUUCUACUCUUCAGGUAAGAAAACAUGCCUUAACAUGGGGGAAGAACACUUUCACAUAAUAUUCCUGUCCUAUAUAGCUUUCUUCUAUUGCUAGAACAACUCUUGCCUAUUCAUAAAAUAGUGCAGCUGUCCCCUUUUCCGAAAGUAUCUAUGCAUACCUUUUAAUUUGGAAUACCUGACUCUGAAAAUCACUAUUCAUGUGACUUGAUAAAUGGAGAGAACCCACUAAAUGUUGUAAUGGGAAUUACUUGGGCUAUCAGACAACUGAACUGCUGAAGCUUUGCUGCAAGAGUUGGCUAGAACAAUGCCCUGUCUUUGUGCACAAACACAAGUGCCAGCCUGUCCUUUGAUGGAACUCAAUAUGACAGGCAAGCACACAGCUCUGUUGAUGGAGAAGUGAGAGACAAGAUUAGUCAUCGUUGAUAGGUGGCACACUAAUGAUGGUAGCAUCCCAAAAUGACACCCUAUUCCCUAUGUAGUGCACUCCUUUUGACCCAUAUCAAAAGAAGUGCACUAUGUAGGAAAUGGUGCCAUGUGGGACGCAGAUGAUAAGUGACUGUUCCAUGUAUAAUUUCUUUAUGACCGGUGACAUUAUAAAAUCAGUUGACAUGGUAUGUUCUCUCUGCUUGUUUUCAGAUGGUUCAUAUGCAGCCUGGCGGUACGGUUCUUCCACAACACACUGAACGCUGAGCUGAAGAUCAAAUCAGUGGGGCUUUUUUCAGUGUGUGGAAUCAGUAUCCAGUUUCAGCCCCAGCACACACUGGUAGGUGACACCGCUAAGAGGCUUUGUACACGACAUUUACGCAGAGAGUGUGGCUUAUGAAAUGAAAUGUAUGGAUGAGCAUCUUUCCGAUACAUAUCUAGCUAGGUACAUGUGCUUCGAUACCAUACAGGAACGAUACGUUUUAGUUUGAAACGAUUCGGUUUGAUUAGAGAACGAAUCGAUGCGAUUUGGUUCGAUGCGUUACGAUUCAACGUAUUAACAUUAGUUGCAUAAACACAUUCAUUUUCCAUUCUAAAUUCAAAUCUGCUGCUGAUGGGUGUAGAUGGGUGACAAAAAAUAUAUAUUUAUUCCAUUUUGCAUUCAGGAUGUAACACAACAAAAUUGGACUAAAAGCUCCAGCUGGUAGAGCACGGCGUUGUAACGCCAAGGUAGUGGGUUCGAUCCCGGGACCACCCAUACACAAAAAUGUAUGCAGAAGACUGUAAGUCGCUGUGGAUAAAAGCGUCGGCUAAUGGCGUAUAUAGUAUUUAUUAUUACUUUUGAAGGAACUCCUGUAUACGCAAAUUUUGGAUUUCACCUCCAUCUCAUAAUCGAAUGGUUUUGACCGUUUACGGAGUGAUCUUCUCUUCUCGCUUCGGCCAUGCAGUGCACCUCGCAAAAGUGAUUGCUUCCCUUGUUAUGAAAUUAUCAACUUUACCCUGUAUAUGUAAAAAUACACUGAUUUGUUUAAAGCAAAACUAUUGCUGAUGGUGAACCUGAACAAUAAAAUGUAUUGUAAGCCCUAUUCAGCAGGCAGUGGUGGUCAGUGCCGUUUAAGAUGAGGGAGGACGAUUCUUUUUUUAAUGAGCAUGGCCUUAUUUCUAUUACAGCAUAUUGUAUGACUGUCAUUCAUAUUCCAUUCACCCAGUUCAAUGUAACAUCGAUAGGUUUAGGCUACUACAUGAUACUAUAAUUUUUGCGGUUGCUACAACCUAACCUAUGAAUGAAAGUUUACAGCGUAGGUGCACAUGUCGAGACAAAAUGUAGAGUAAUCAAGGUGACAGACAUUGACAUAUUCAAUACCACCUUGCACACUUGCCUGCAUCUAGCUGAUCUAAGAUGUAAUCAUUAGUCCAGCAGUUGCAAACAAGAGUUUCUAUUGGAACAAUUAAAGUAUGUUUAUCACCGUUUUGUUCCGUUUGCUUCUGCCUAAGAAACAACACACACAAACAGCAUGAUUACUUUGCUCGUUGUAGCCUACAUCGUUGUUACCAUAUUAGCUAAUAUCAUAGUCAACAUAGCUACUGGAACUAACGCGUUAGUAAACAGUCCCCUGUAGCUCAGUUGGUAGAGCAUGGCGCUUGCAACGCCAGGGUUGUGGGUUCGUUUCCCACGGGGGGCAGUAUGAAAAUGAAUGCACUCAGUAACUAAGUCACUCUGGAUAAGAGCGUCUGCUAAAUGACUAAAAUGUAAAUGUAAAAUGUAAACCCGCUACAAUCAUGCAGUACAUUGUACAGUCAGCAAACAGUUUAGCAGUUACAUCGGCCGGCCCCGGUAGCAAUACAUUUAUAAAACAAAAAGCUUACCUUGACUUGGAAGUGUUCCAGUGUUGGAUAGCCAUUGCCAGCUAGCUAACAUAUGAUCCCUCUCUGUUUGAGCUGGGUGUUUUGAGUAGGCUAAACUAGCUAGCUGCAUUCGCUAAGUAAGUGAAAGUGGGAAAAAAAAUACAACGAAAUAUAGCUAGCUCUCUCUCUCGCUUCUUCAUUUUUGAAUAAAUUAAUUUGUUCAAAACUGUUCAACUAUUGUCUUUCUCGCUCUCUGAGUCAAGUACUCACCACAUUUUAUGCACUGCAGUGCUAGCUAGCUGUAGCUUAUACUUUCAGUACUAGAUUAAUUCUCUGAUCCUUUAAUUGGGUGGACAACAUGUUAGUUCAUGUUGCAAGCGCUCUGAUAGGUUGGAGGACGUCCUCCGGAAGUUGUCAUAAUUACUAUGGAAGUCUAUGGAAGGGGGUGUGACCCAUGAGCCUCCUAGGUUUUGUACUGAAGUCAAUGUACCCAGAGGAGGACUGAAACUAGCUAUCCUCCGGCUACACCAUGGUGCUACCCUACAGAGUGCUGUUGAGGCUACUGUAGACAUUCAUUACAAAAUAAUGUUUUUUAAUCAAUUAUUUGGUGAUGUGAAUAUAUUUAGUAUAGUUUUAUCUAAACAUUUUAUCUAAAAAAUCCUCAUCAGUGAAAUUCACUGAGGAUGGGCCUCCCCUUCAUCCUCUGAGGAGCCUCCACUGUCAGCAGGUAUAGCCAGAUGAGCGUUGUCACUUUAAUAACUCUACCUACAAGUACAUAUUACAUUUACAUUUUAGUCAUUUAGUAGACGCUCUUAUCCAGAGCGACUUACAGAUAGUGAGUGCAUAAAUUUUUUCAUACUGGCCCCCCGUGGGAAACGAACCCACAACCCUGGCGUUGCAAGCGCCAUGCUCUACCAUUACUCGACUAACCUGUGCCCCCGCACUUUGACUCGGUACCGGUACCCCCUGUAUAUAUCCUCGCUAUUGUUAUUUUUACUGCUGCUCUUUAAUUAUUUGUUACUUUUAUUUCCUAUUAUUUUAGAUUGUAUUUUUUUGAUUAUUUUUUGGGGAAUUCUUUCUUAACUGCAUUGUUGGUUAAAGGCUUGUAAGUAAGCAUUUCACUGUAAGGUCUACACCUGUUGUAUUCGGCGCAUGUGACAAAUAAAAUUCUCUGGUAGUUUACUAUUAUUCAGGUAAAACACUAUUUUCAACAGCGCAUAGAUAACAAUAAUCUAGCGAAUUACUUAGGUAAUAAACUAAUAAAGACUAUCACUCAAGCCAUUUUAGCAUUUGAAUGCCAAAGGUGACACACAGAUGUGCAAGAUCAGGAACAGGCCACCUACCCAGUGUUCCCAACAAUUUUUCAGUGAGAAUCGCUAUUGGCUCCUUCAUUUGUCGCUAGAUUACGUUUUGCCGUUACCGCGAGGACUUCACAGCUCCAAUUUGCCUUGCUGCGGCACAGAUGCGGUCGCCCUCUCCAGCCCCCCCCCCAGCUAAAUUGGCAACACCGUGCCUACCUCACGUUGUUCAACGUGCGAAGCUGGGCACAGUUCUCAGUUUGACAAGGCUACUGAUAUUGCCUGGGGUUGUUCGGCAUGCAAAAUCACUUGCAGAUCAAUGACUCACAGAUCAAUGACUCAACACAGUUACAUGCAGUUGACGCUUAAGGAGCGGAAGCAUCAGUUGUCACAAUAUGAGAGGUAUUUUCGGAAGGUAGAAGAAAUGUAAUAUGAGCAAAACAUUUUUGUGAACCGGCGAUUUGUAACGUUUGUAUCGAUUUUCUGACUGCUGCAUGGUACAUUUGGAUCGGUUUGGGGUCCGUGUACUGAUGCACUUGCAUUUUAAACAUUUGAAUCUGGGACCGAUGCAUCUCCCCGAAUUGUUACAUCCCUAGAAAUAAUUUUUCUCUGUUUUCAUUGGGAAGGGUAUUUAUUUGUGUAUUGUCUCUAAGUCACACAAUGUAGAUUAAACACUUUUUCAACUCGUAAGACUACAAUUGAGUUGUAAAACAGGUGCAUUUCUCCUUGUUUUUAUUGCAGGAAAUAGACAGGAUAUGGAUUUCAAGCAAACUUUUAAACCAGAACCUGCCGUGAGUGUUUUAAAGACAUGUUUAUACAAUCUUAUACCCUCAUAAUAUCUCAUAACUUAAUUGCAUAUCUCUCAGGCAUCUUGGCCUUUAAGGGAAAGGGCCUGUGAAUCAUUCAACAAUACAAGGUUUUGAACUCUGGGUUUUUUUCUCAGGAGGUGCCUGGCGUUGUGUGUGGGCGAGACCAGAGUGAGAGUGGAUCUGCAGCAGCCUCUAAGACCUCGGGCGCCUAAGAGCCGUGAUGGAGGAGAGUCAGGGAAGGUUCCCCUUAGCCCCGCAGCCCUGCGGUUCCUCUCCCAGGUAGGGACCAACACGCAUCUGUUCACAUAAGAAUGCUACUCAUUAAAUUAUUCAUGAAAAACAGUGCUCUCAGCUCACUUAACUGCUGUCUCUCUGCUCUCAGUUGCUGUCCUUCCAUAUUGACUCCAUCAACGUGAUGGUGCUAAACCUAGCCCUGUCAGAGUCUCUAUGGCACAUGACCACCUCAAGUAUCGACCUACUGCUCGACCACCAGGGCAAAAGGUUUUAAACCUCCACACACACUAACUUCAUCUAAACAGAUCAUGCUUUUUAGCUUAGCCUGACUAUUUAAAUGUUCAUAACAAUUUCUCAAACUUUCAUAACAGGUUGGCCUGGGACUUUUCUGUGGGGCAGCUAAGCAGUAAAGUGCUUAAAAGCAGUCGAUUAGUAAGUGGAGUUUCUUCCCAUAUAAACAUAGCAAUCUUUUGCUUGUCUCUCUUUAAAGAAGAGUUACUACACAAUGUAUUUCACUGCAUUGUCCCAACUCACUGCUCAGCAGGAUACAUGUCUGGCGGAGGUGUCCUUGAGCCUGGUGCUGUCUGGGGAUGUCAGCCUGCCAGAGGUGCGUCCAGGUCGACUGGCCCUGUGUGUGAGAACACUGCUGGCUGAGCUGCACGAGGGCCUGUUUCUCAGUCAGCUACUGCUUCCACCAAUUCCUCUGGCGAGCAUUCUCUCUGCAGACGGUGAGAAAGUGCAAAGGGUUGUGUCCCAAUGGCACCCUAUUCCCUAUAUAGUGCACUACUUUUAACAAGGAUGGCACCCUAUUCCCUUCAUAGUCCACUACUUUAGGGAAAAGUGUGUCAUUUGAGACGCAGACGUGGUGUUGUUGUAUGGCUGUUGUGAGGUGAUAUUGAGAACCAUUCGGCGAUGCAUUAUUCACAACCAUUUCUCUCUGUUGUCAUUUUGUUCUAGAAUGUGAAAAGGACGAGUAUAUCCAGACUGAAGCAGUGGACCAGUUUCAUCAGCUGGUGCCCCAGAAGGUCAACAUGGAGUUUGAGAAUACUAGUAUAACCCUGUCCAUGCACAGCCAGAAAAGGUGAGUCAUAGGGCACAGAGUUGGUAUGAAUCAUAUUUUUUGUUUUUGUUAUUACAAAAAAAGGCACACUGUCAUUUUGUUCUUCCUCUGACUGUAUAUCUGAAUCAUCCAGACACUUGAACUGGACCCUAAAGUCUCUAAAGGUGGGAUACGGACGUGAGGACGAGCAGCUGCCCCUCAGGAGCUUCACCCCUGAGAUGAGCUUCCCUCAGAGCAGCCUGGAGCUACUUCUGGAGGGUGAGUGGAGAGCUGGGCACUGGGCACCAGAAAGAUGUGCGUCUCAAAUGACAAUCUAUUCCCUACAUGGUGCACUAUAUAGGGAAUAGGUUGCCGUUUAGGAUGUAGCCAUAGAGGAGGGAAAGGGAGGGUCUGGGAGGGAGGAAAAUAACCAUUCCUUGUUUUUGUAUCAACAGAUGGGCUUCUCCUCUCCCAGAGCAGACAGAGAAUCCUUUGCCUUAACACCCUCAGGACUGUCCUGCAGGUGAGUGGUGUGCUUCGGAUUUGAUUGAUACGGUUACUAGUUUUCAUAGUUGCACUGCAUCAUCAAAGCUCUUUGCAAAUAUGCUUGACAUUUGACCUCUUGUAAGAAAUAAGUUUGAUCUGAAGUCUCUUGCUCAUCUCCCACUCAUGCCCCAGGUGACAUCAGUGGACAUUUCAGGGUCAGUCACAGUCAACACCUGCAUCAUCCACUACCGUCACCAGGAGUUCUCCCAUUGGCUAGACCUGUUUCCAUGGAAACAGCUUAUUCAUAGGAAAGCAGCUCAUAGAAAGAGGUAUGAGCAUUUUCAACUGACAAACCAGGCAGGAGAAUGUCAAGCACACCAGUUGAUUGCUUGAAACGGAUGUAAAGACAAUAUCCAACAACAUACAUUACUAACCUGGCCCUAUAGCAUGGUUUCAUUUGAUUUUGAGCCCAACUGAAAACAACUAACACUCUAAUCUUCUCCUGUCUUCAUCCUCAUGUUUCUGUUGUAUCUGGUGGUAUAUUGUGGUGUGGUGUGUAGUCCAGUGGAGUAUUUGCAUACCCUCCCGUCCUACAGGAACUUCCCCCACCUGGACGCCCCAGUGAUGAUCGGCUCCUCGGUGUCCAAUGUCAACGUGUCUGUCCAGCUGGGAGACACUCCUCCCUUUGCCCUGGGCUUCAUCUCAGUCAGCACAGGUACAACACACAUACUCACACAGGGCAUGGUCAAAAUAUACUCCCGUUGCAUUAAAGGUCAAGAAUAUGUUGUUGUGGGAACACAAAGUUUAGUCUUGCCUGGAGAGGAAUGACAGGAAUGCUAAUGGACAGCAGUGGGUAUUUUUCUUCAGUUCAUUCUGCUUUCAACAUUGCAGCAGUUUCAGGAGAUGAAUCAUGGUACUUGACGUGCUGUAGCUGUUGAAUCAACCCUUUCCAAACAUAACAUGCCCUGAUAGAUUAGAUUAGUCAUCAUAAGUGUUUUUGUAAGGCACAGUUAGCUUUUGCCACUCUGUAACAUAUUAAAUACAAUUACUUUAUUCCUGUAUAUAUGGGAAUUAAAUGCAAUAUCCUUUUACACCACGGGAAUCAUCACACACCUAUACAUAGUGAGUAGAGUUAGAGUUGCAUCCCAAAAUGUAGUAAUGUGAUUUGUGAUAUUCAGUAGAUCUGAAUAUGUAAUGUAUAAUGUAGAGAUGCAGCACCUCCUGGACAUCAGCACAAACGCAGAGAGCCUCAAGUUCCAGAAUGUUCACCGCCGCCUCUCUCUGUCCCUGGACCACUUCUGGUGGAGGGUGGGCCAGGGCUCCCACAUCCAGCAGGCACCCCACCCCCCUGGCAAACACGUGUGGGGGGAAGCACUCAUCCUGGACUCCCUUACACUGCAGGUAACGCAGGCAUACAACAAGGUAGGCAUUAGCUAUUUAGGGUUACUCACUAACUACUACUCCCUAUGGUUUCCCCUGGGUUCCAAUGAUGUGAUGAAGAACAUCAGAAUCAGGCUACAGGAAAUCAUUUUCUGAAAUUACACUCUAUUCAUAAAUCAUUGAAAUUGACCAUCCUCUAAACUAAUACCCUACUUUCCCUCAUUUCCUGUAUUGACCUGAUGAUCACAGCCAUGAUUAGUAUUUGACUAAUACUACACCAGACAUUGUUGUCUUUGCUGUCCCUGUCUCCCCAGGGGAGCUUCAACAAGCCCCAGAGUGAGUCCAGUAGCCAUUCUGAGAGUGUGAGUGUGGAGUCCAGUCUGAAGGGCCUACAGCUGGAGGUGUCAGAGACCUGUGCCCUGUGCCUGUCCCGCCUACUGGCCCUCUGUAACCUGGACAACGGCAGGAAGCUGGAGGCCUCGGAGCAGCCAGAUGUGGUGCCUGUACCUGCCCUUGUUGAUGGGAUAACCUCCCCCAGUCAGGGUGCCUUUUAUUUUAAGAUUGAGUGUAACCUGGAGGAUGUCAAUGUGUUCACACUCUCCAAUGUAGCAGGUAAGUUAAAGGGGAAGUGUUAUUUAGGGUGCGUCCCAAAUGGCACCCAUCUCCUAUAUAGUUCACUACUUUUGACCAGAGCCCUAUGGCCCCUGGUCAAAAUUAGUGCACUAUAUAGGGAAUAGGGUGCCAUUUUGGAUGGAUCCUUAAUCUCCAUCUCUGACAAGGCCUACAUUCUGUAUGGUAACUGGCUCCUGUGUGGUGUUAGGAGCCGUGUCUUUGCGGGUGGACACAGUGAAGGCCCAAGGCUCGGCGGAAAGCUCCACAGUGUCUGUCCAGGGUGUGUGUCUGUCUGUAGUGAAGGCUCUCACAGAGACCAUGGAGCCCUGCUGUCCCUCAGCCCAAACCCCCAACCCUGUCCUCAGCCUCUCCACCCUGGCCAUCUGCUACCACGUCACCACCGGGAACGUGGAGGUAGGUUACAGUUACUCAUCCUGCCGUCAGUCCGUCAGGCCUAUUCCUUCUUCUUGAUUGACAGUGUUAUUCAGAUAAGUUCACGUGCAUUGUCCUCUUCCCUUGUGCAGGUCCAGUGUCAAGAGGAGCUGGCAGUGCAAUGGACGCCGUCAGACCACAUGUUUUUGUAUCACCACGCGACAGAGAGCCAGGGUUGCUGGGAUACUCUGUGUGACUCUCUAGGCCUGACAGAGAAAAGAGAGGACAAUAGUUUAGCAGAUUCAUCAGAGUGUGGAUCUACUAAGACUUCUCCAGCCCACAGUAGGGUCAAAGACCUGUCUGUGCGUGUAGAACUGGGCAGAACCCGCUUCACAGCCCAGGUGACGGAGCUCAACUACCUCCUGCUGCACACAGACGCCCUGUCCCUCUCCACACACUCCGGCUCCAUGAACGUCCGCUCGCCACACAUGUUUCUCAACUUCGACGGCAACGACAUUUUCUCCUUCAAGGACCUGGAAGUCCAGACGCACCCUGAUCAGGCCCUGGACCAACGCCACUUCUUCCCCUUCCUCUCCACCCGACACAACCGUGCCUGGGUGUUCACCUGCCCCUGCCUAGCUGUGGAGUUUCCCCUACCAGUACAACUUCUCCAACACCUUUGACAAGUUCAUCAGCGUUCAGAAGUGGCUCAAGUCCCUGCACAGCAGCCCCAGCCAGACCGCAGACCCCCAGCGUCUGCCCCCAGACCUGGUCUUCAAGAUCAGCCAGUUCUCCUUCGUCUUCCUGGACGAUGUGUUUGAGAUCAAGCUGAGGGACAACUAUGAGCUGAUGAAGGACGAGAGCAAGGAGAGCUCCAAGAGGCUCCAGCUGCUGGACAAGAAGGUGGCUGACCUACGAAAGCAGCACGGAGAACUGUUGCCCGCCAGGAAGAUAGAAGAGCUAUAUACGUCUCUGGAGCGCAAACACAUAGAGAUCUACAUCCAGCGCUCCCGUCGCCUCUACUCCAACACGCCCAUGAGGAAGUCUCUGCUGACCUGGACGGUGUCCGACUUGGAGCUGGUGGCUCUGGCCGACCAGUCCCUCCACGGGCUGGAACGCGUCCGCGAGCAGCUGAGGGACAUCGACGGAGUCAGCCCCUUCCCCAGAGAUGGACUCCCCCUGGUGGUCCAGUGGUGCCGGGCAGUCAAGUUCAACCUCACUGCCUUCCUGGGUGAGUGAUGGGAUUAUGUCCCAAAUGGUGCCCUAUUGCCUUUUUAUAGUCCACUACAUUUGACCAUACCUUAAUUAUUUCUAUGAAUAUUGAUAAUAUUAUAUUUAUACUUUAAUUAUUUCUCCCCCUGUGCCAGUGAGAAUCCGGGACUAUCCUCGUUACUUGUUUGAGAUCCGAGACUGGGAGCUGUCAGGCCGCCUGAUCGGGACAGAGCAGGACGGGCAGGGCCGGGCUCGCCGCAGGCAGACAGUGCCACUAGGCCAGCCAUGGGGAGAUGUAACUGUCUACAGGAACAUGCCACCACUCAAGUUCUACUGCGAUUUCAAAUGUGAGUCAAGUGUUUCAAUGAAGCGCGAUCCUCUAUUUUUGUGAUGAACAUUUGUGUUUAUUUUCAACAAUAGACACAUAGCGGUCAAUCACAUAACUUUAUAUGAAUCUGGAUUUGUUAGUUUAAUGUAGUGUUAUCUAAUCUCUAAACAUAUACUGCCAGUUGUGCUAAUUCAACUUAUUUUCCCAUCUCCUCUUCUCUCCAUGCAGCCAAUAUAUCCUUGUACACUAUAGUGUGGGGGCCUUGCUGGGACCCAGCCUGGACCCUGAUUGGCCAGGUGGUUGAUCUGCUGACUAAACCCACGGUUGACCCCUCCCCUCCUCUGGCCUGGUGGGACAAGAGUCGUCUGCUGGUACAUGGACGCUGGAUCAUGGACAUAGAACAGGCCAACCUCCAUCAGCUGGCCACGGAGGUUAACACACAGUCUGAUCAACACUUCUUAGCCACUUACUGUAUAUGGAAAAUGUGUUGGCCUGAGAAUUAGGACUAGCAGCAAUUGUGUUUGACAUAAUUUUGCUAUUUUGUAGGACCCCUAUAACACUACAGAGAACAUGCACUGGGAAUGGAUCAAAGUAAACUACGAGUGGAACCCUGGGCAGUUUGUCUUCAAAGGUGACAUGGAUGUCAACGUCAGGACAGCCUCCAAGUAGGUGGCAGACCGAAAUCUGGCUUUCAAAUAUCAGAGAGAUUCUGGAACCAGCUUCACCUGUGAAACAUUUAGAAUUUCAUGUUUUGGGAAAUUGUUCAGAAUUAGUGAUUUUUGUUGUUGUUGCUUUCUUUUCUUUUUUUUUUGUUCUUCUCAGGUAUGACGACAUCUGUUUCCUGCACCUGCCAAAUCUGUGCAUGACCCUUGACCUCCAGUGGCUUUGUCAUGGCAACCCCCAUGACCAUCACGCUGUAAUGCUCUGCUGUGCAGAGAACGUAGCUGAUGUGACCUCAGGACAACCUCACGACUCCUUCAGAGCCUUCCGCUCAGAGAACCUCAACCUCUCCAUCACCAUGGACCUCAACCAACACUGUGGCACAGGUGAGGCGAUUGUCCGGUUACCUUGUGAUAGCUGUGUGGCUUGGCUUUUUUCCAGGUUCACUGAGGAAUUCUCCACAGAGGCUGCAUCCCAAAUGGCACCCUGUUCCCUAUAUAGUGCACAAAUUAUGAUCAGCGCCCGUAGGUUCCCUCAGUCAGGCUCUUAGUCAAAUAAGUAAUGGAGGUAAUAGUGUCAUUUGGGACACAGUGUACACUUGUUAAAUCAAGUGUAUGUAUUUAGCUUGGAUGCAAUAGUCAAGACGAAUAAUCAAACAAUCAUUAGCUCUGAUGUUGACUGUCUCUUUAUUUCUGUCUCUCAGAGCCGUGCCAGCCCAGAAUCCUCCUGUACAGCAGUACCCUGCGCUGGAUGCAGAACUUCUGGGCCACCUGGACCAGCGUUUCCAGACCCAUCUGCAGAGGCAAGCUCUUCCACAGCCUCAGGCCCAUACGAAAGAAGCUGGGCCAGCACUACAAACAGAUGUCCUAUACAGCAGCCUUUCCUCAACUACAAGUGAGUAAAUCACCAACACUAUGGUUGUGUCCCAAAUGGCACCCUAUUUCCUUUAUAGUGCAAUAGUUUGACCAGUAGUAGUGCACUAUAUAGGGAAUAGGGUGCUAUUUGGGACUCAUCCACUCACUGCUAAUGUUCAGCCUACAUCCCAAGAACAAAGCAGACAAAGCUUUGUCAAUAUAGGAUAAAAUUGCAAUUUUAAAGACAUCAGUCUUUCUGCUUAUAUGAUCUCUUAUUACUGAUUCCAUGUUUUCAGAGAGCACUGUCCCUUGCAUGUUCUUUUUACCUCCUAUGAGCGCUAACAUUUGAGAUUUGACCUUUGACCUUGUGUCUCCUGCCCAGGUGCAUUACUGGGCCUCUUUCGCUCAGCAGAGGGGCAUCCAGGUGGAGUGCAGCAAAGGCCACGUCUUCACCAGAGGGGCUCAGAGACUCAUCCCACAGGGUAAGAAGAGGGGGCACAACACAAUGGUCUUAUUGGUAUUUAUUUUAUUGGUUGCAUCUCAAAUGACAGCCUGCCUGUUGGUCUAACCCCGACUGUGUGUGUGUCGUCUGUCUCUCUGUCCGUCUGUCUGUUCUCUCAGCGGGCACGGUGAUGAGGAGGCUGAUCUCAGAGUGGAACGUGACCCAGAUGGUGUCGGAGUUGUCCCUGAUGACGGUGCACCUCAUGGCCUCCACCUGGGAUGAGACGGCCGACCACCAGAUCAAUGCCCAGGUGAAGAAGACCCACCUGCUCGGCCUGUCCUCCCUCAGUUACCAGCGCCAGAGCAACCGCAUGGAGGAGGUAAGACAACGGGGAGGGGAUGGUAGACACCCCAAAGUUGAUGGCACAGGUUGCGUCUCCAUUUGCACCCUAUUCACUAUGUCGUUCACUGCUUUUGACCAGGGCCAAUAGGGCGCAAGUUGGGACACACACAGUAGCUUCUUAACCAUUGUAGUGAGAUUUAAAUUAAUUAUAUUUGUUCUGGCUCUGUGUCUCAACCCUUGAUUUGUAGUUCUCCAGUCAAAAGGUGUAGCUAGAUCUCUUUUAAAAACGUGAUGCAUAUUAAUGGUGUUUCUCAUUGUGACAGGAGGUGAACCCAAAAGAUGAGGCGAAUGCCCCCUACACCCACAAGCUGUGCCUGGUUGACCUGCGAGCCUCCUGGACCACCACUAACAGGAACAUAGCGUUCGGUCUGUACGACGGCUACAAGAAGGCAGCCGUUCUCAAGAGGAACCUCUCCACAGAGGCUCUGAAGGGCCUGAGGAUAGACACUACACUGCAAGCUGCCAAGAAGCACAAGCGCUCUUUGUCCAACUACUCCGGCGGCCCCAGCACAGCCCCCUCCACCUCAACCAUGCCCAGCACCAGCCGCCCUGAGAAGAGCCAUCACGAAGGUAGGAUGUUUCCCCUGGAGUAACUGAAGUGCAACCUAACUUAUUGUGAAUGAAUGCUAUUUUAUAUGAUUUUCUUUUUAAAUAUAUAUUUUUCAGAGCUUUACAGAUUUUAUUGAACAGAUUGUGAAAGAGGAUGACAGUGGGGGAAGGCCGCCAGGCCGGUUUCGAACCCAUGUCAACACUGUAGAUACACUAUACAUGUGGACACCCCUUUAAAUGAGUGGUUUCGGCUAUUUCAGCCACACCGUUGCUGACAGGUGUAUAGAAUCAAGCACACCACCAUGUAAUCUCCAUAGACAAACAUUGGCAGUAGAAUGGUCUUACUGAAGAGCUCAGUGACUUUCAACGUGGCACCGUCAUAGGAUGCCACCUUUCCAACAAGUCAGUUUGUCAAAUUUCUGCCCUGCUAGAGCUGCCCCGGUCAACUGUAAGUGCUGUUAUUGUGAAGUGGAAACGUCUAGGAGCAACAACAGCUCAGCCGCGAAGUGGUAGGCCACACAAGCUCACAGAACGGGACCGCUGAAGCGUGUAGCGUGUAAAAAUCGUCUGUCCUCGGUUGCAACACUCACUACCGAGUUCCAAACUGCCUCUGGAAGCAACUUCAACACAAUAACUGUUCGUGCGACUCUGGGUUUGGGGGAUGCUCGAAGAACGCUACCAGCCCCAAUGCAUAGUGCCAACUGUAAAGUUUGGUGGAGGAGGAAUAAUGGUCUGGGGUUGCUUUUCAUGGUUCGGUCUAGGCCCCUUAGUUUCAGUGAAGGGAAAUCUUAACGCUACAGCAUACAAUGACAUUCUAGACGAUUCUGUGCUUCCAACUUUGUGGCAACAGUUUGGGGAAGGGCCUUUCCUGUUUCAGCAUGACAAUGCCCCUGUGCACAAAGCGAGGUCCAUACAGAAAUGGUUUGUUGAGAUCGGUAUUGGAAGAACUUGACUGGUCUGCGCAGAGCCCUGACCUCAACCUCAUCGAACGCCUUUGGGAUGAAUUGGAACGCCGACUGCGAGCCAAGCCUAAUCGCCCAACAUCAGUGCCCAACCUCACUAAUGCUCUUGUGGCUGAAUGGAAGCAGGUCCCAGCAGCUAUGUUCCAACAUCUAGUGGAAAGCCUUCCCAGAAGAGGAUGCUGUUAUAGCAGCAAAGGGGGGACCAACUCCAUAUUAAUGCCCGUGAUUUUGGAAUGAGAUGUUCGACGAGCAGGUGUCCACAUACUUUUGGUCAUGAAGUGUAUGUAUGCCAGAGGCUGCAACAUUACUGCUAGACCAGCCAGUCCACAUGAAGGGUCUUUCAAUAUGAGAAUUUACUGACUCUGUUUCUUCAAUUUCCUUCCUCCUCUCUGCAGGGACGUCCAUGCUGCAGAAGCUGAUUGAGGAGACUGAUAAGUUUGUGGUGUUCUCAGAGGAGGACUCUGGUGUGAGUGAUCAGCUGUGUGGCAUCGCUGCCUGCCAGACAGACGACGUCUACAACCGCAACUGGUUCAUCGAGCUGGUCAACUGUCAGGUACAACGGACCACUAGUCUGGGAGUUUAGGUUCAUGGCAAAUCAGAUUACGAUUGUAAAGCGCGGUGGGCCAGGCAAAUCAGAUUAAGAUUGUAAAGCGCGGUGGGCCAAUCACACUUUUAUUUGCCCCCAAAGGUAACAAUUAUGUUUGCUAACAGGACCUUAAUGGACAUAGACAAAUAUUGAAGGAAUGUUCUGCGUUUCAAUCUUUUCGGAUCCUUAGCAAUACAGAAAACCAAAUCCUUAGCAAUACAGAAAACAGAAUCCUUAGCAAUACAGAAAACCGAAUCCUUAGCAAUACAGAAAACAGAACUUGUUCUAUUUUUAGCAACUUCUAAUUUAAAAUGUUCUGCCAGUCAUUUAUUUAGCAUGUGACACUCCAGUCUCCAGGGUUAUAAUCCUGCUCUGCUGUCUGUCUGUAGAUGAUGCUGCGUGGCACAGAGACAGCUGGCUGCGUGCUGGUGUCUGCUGCCAAGGCCCAGCUGCUGCAGUGUGAGCACCACCCGGCCUGGUACAGCGACACCCUCAAGCAGAAGACAACCUGGACUUGUCUGCUGGAUGGCAUGCAGUACUUUGCCACCAUGGAGCCCAACCCCUCAGAACAGGAGGACUGGCAGCUGUGGCUUGAGGUGGGCCAUUGAAACCAUUAUUAACAGGGUCUUAAAAAAUUUCCUGGUUGCUAAAAUUCUAAUAGUUCGCCUAAUUUCAGUUUGUGACAAAGCAAGCAAGUACAUUUACAUUUUACAUUUUAGCUAUUUAACAGACGCUCUUAUCCACGUGUGUGCAUACAUUUUCAUACUGGCCCCCCGUGGGAUACGAACCCACAACCCUGGCGUUGCAAGUGCCAUGCUCUACCAACUGAGCUACAGGGGACUAUUAUUGUGUAGAUAAUCAUUGUACCAUCUAAACCAUUGUGAAAUAUCUUUUCCAUAACCAAAAAUAUUGUAUUUUCAGCUGUUUGGAGCUGGUGUAAAAAAAAAAGAAAAAAAAGAAGUCAGACACAAAAACGAAACUUAAGAAAAGGAAGCAUAGAAAUAGUGCACAUAGAACAAACUACCGCUUCUUAGACUUGCUUUCUAUGAGAGUGACAGAUCUAUAACUCUCAUAUUUUAUGUGAAUUUGGUCGGGUCGGCCAAAAAGUUACAUUGCAGCUUUAACAAGAACUACCAUAAAUGAUCAUCUGAAGCAUUGAAUGGUGAUGUGUUGUGCAUGGCUCAUGGCUUACAUUCAGGCUCAAGUCCAAGUUGCAUAACAGAGAGUGGAUUUCUGCAGUUAGCCUUUCAGGUUCAGGGUGCUGUCACAGCUUUGACCGUGUGUCUUUGCCUUGGUUGUGCAUGGUGCGUCUGCAGGUGAAAAACAUUGAGGAGCACAGGCAGCGUCACCUGGACUCAGUGCUGGAGCUGAUGGAGAGUGGCCAGGCUGUUGGAGGCAUGGUCAGCACCACCACAGGUACUGCUGCUCCUCACACAUACUCUACUUCAUAGAAUGCACUAUGUUUAAACCCUGGCCCUACAAAGCUGAACAUCUCAUCUUGAUUUGAAUCUUUCCUUAAAGGGGAAUUCCUCAUAUUCAUUAUCUCCAGCACCAUGCCAGUGUCUACAUAUGUGUAAACUGCACAUUUCUAUGUUCUAUAGUUAAAAAGGUCCUAGGAAAGUACCACGAUGAUAAUUAAAAUUAGGUUAAGUGGUGGAAUUACCCUUUUAACUUGUGUCAAGGUAAAUGUAACACUUCCUCUCUGUGAAUCCAGACUGGAACCAGCCGGCCCAGGUGAAUGACACCCAGCAGGUCCAGCGUAUCAUCUCUCGUUGCAGCUGUCGCAUGUACUACAUCGGCUACAGCCACGACAUCGACCCUGAGCUGGCCACGCAGAUCAAACCCCCAGAGCUACGGCGCAACGAGAAGGAAGACCUUCUGAAAAAACAAGCUGGUAAGCCAACCCAUAGAGCUCAUAUAUGCACUGUUUUAUAUCAUAUUUUUAAAAAAUUCCCUGAAUUUAAUCAUGUUGUUUGGAUGCUAAAAUCCAUUCUAAUGUUCUACUUUAUUUUGUGAGGCAACUGACAUCCUCAAAUACAAUGUCAGAACAUGCUGACAAUCUUGCUGUGUUGUUAUUGAGUGUAAAGGCUUGAGCCCUUGAACUUGGUGUCUUCCCCCCCACUGCACUCUCAGGGGCUGUGGACACCUUCACCCUCAUUCACCAUGACCUGGAGAUCUCCACCAACCCUGUGCAGUAUGCUAUGAUCCUGGACAUCGUCAACAACCUACUGCUGCACGUUGAGCCCAAACGCAAGGUAACGAGAUGCCUCAACAUCAUCUGACUAGGCAGUGUUUUGUCCUAUAGCAUUUGCAACUGUAUACGGGGAGAAUCCUAACUUCCACUUAAAUUUAAUGUUCACUUAGUCAUGCAUUGAGCUCAAUGGGAGCCUAAGUGAACAUUUUACUCGAGUGGAAGUUCGGAUUCACCCCUACUGUAUGAUAGCUGAAGUCUCUGCACUGUACAAGUCCCUCAUGCGUCCCAAAUGGCAUGAUAUUCCCUAUGUAGUGCAUUACUUUUGACCAGGGCUCUAAAUAGGAAAAAGAGGGAAUAGGGUGCCAUUUGGGAUGCCUCCUGUCUUACCCUCUGACCAUGUUGUGUGUGGGGGGUCUGUCCCCAGGAGCACAGUGAGAAGAAGCAGCGAGUGCGUUUCCAGCUGGAGAUCUCCAGUAACCCAGAGGAGCAGCGCAGCAGCAUUCUACACCUGCAGGAGGCCGUCAGGCAGCACGUGGCCCAGAUCAGACGCUUGGAGAAACAGAUCUACUCCAAUAUCAGGGUGAGCCAUUGGACAGACUGACACACACUCUGGCUGAUUUCAGCACUGUUACUUGUGAGGUGAAAACCAAAGGUGAAGGUAAUUCCUCUGGGAGGGACAAUGGUUGUAUUCAAUCUAGUUUACUUUAUUUCAAUUAUAAUCUAGAGGGGGAAUAAAACACAUCCCUGAGUUAUGAACCCCAAAGCACUGAAAUAUCUACUUGGUAAGUGUGUAUUUGACCUGUGUGGUGUGUGACCUCCCCCAGGCCCAGCCUGAGGAGCUGAGAGGAGAUGAGCUGUCAGAGAUCAACGUGAGGCUGCAGAACCAGCUCAACCAGGAGAAGACUGACAUGCAGAUGAAGAGUGAGGAGCUCAACAUCCUCAUCAGGUCAGCCCAACACCGCCACACACACACCAUUCAAUGCCUAGUCAAACUACCCAACACUGCCACACACACCAUCUUUUCAAUGCCUAGGAAAACUACUCGGCCAACCAUGGGAAGUUCUGAGAUACUUCCUAAGAUUACUGACUCAUCCUAUCCUGUGUUCUUCCCUGUAUGUCUCUCUCUGCUCCCAGAUGUUUUAAAGACUUCCAGCUGCAGAGGGCCAAUAAGCUGGAGCUGCGUAAGCCCCCGGAGGACGUGAGUGUGGUUCGCAGGACAGAGAUCUGCUUUGCCCAGGCCCGCUGGUGUCUCACUGAGGAGGAUGGACAGCUGGGCAUCGCUGAGCUGGAGCUGCAGAGGUUCAUGUACAGCAAGGUGGGUGGGCAAGGGGCAGGGAGGACACUGCUGCUCUGUCCUAGGGGCAGGGAGGACACUGCUGCUCUGUCCUAGGGGCAGGGAGGACACUGCUGCUCUGUCCUAGGGGCAGGGAGGACACUGCUGCUCUGUCCUAGGGGCAGGGAGGACACUGCUGCUCUGUCCUAACAAGGAGAUGACCCUAACUCUUUUGAUACUGUGCUUCGGCUAGAGAGCUGGGCCCAUAUUCACAGAAAGUCUCAGAUUAGGAGUGCUGAAAUAAGAUCAGUUUUGCCUUUUAAGAUAAUAAUGAAUAAGAUUAUAUGGAUAGGGGGUACCUGAUCCUACAUUAGUACUCCUACUCUGAGAUGCUUUAUGAAUGCGAGCCCUGAUGUUGACGCUAAACAUCUGUUAAACUGUCUCCUCCCACAGCUGAACAAGUCAGACGACACAGCAGAGCAUCUCCUGGAACUGGGCUGGUUCACCAUGAACAACCUGCUCCCCAACGCUGCAUACAAGGUUAGGAAAUAGUGCUCAUCUCUGAUCUUUUCUUUGGUAAGGGCAGUCUGUAGCUCAAUCCGUGUAUCCUUUGGAUACAUUUUUACAGCCAGUAGAGCUAUGCAUCUGUGGAGCUUACAAAUAUUGCCUCUAAAGGGGAUCUCUGAUAGGACAAGUCUUUUCUGUUGAGUCUUUGCAAUCUUUUGUCAGAAACAAUAAGUUUCCAUCUCCUGCUGUUACUGAUCCAAUGAUUCCAGGUCAUGUUGCACCCAACAUGUUGUGCUCACAAAGACCUCUAAAGCAGUGUUUGCUUGUGUUGAUAACUCUACUUGGUUUCCUCUGUGCAGCACGUGAGGGUAUGUAUGGGGCUGGUACAGUAACUGGGAGUUCAUGUCACUGUUGUUGACGCCAUACUGCUCAAUCAUCCAGUCAGCAUCACUGAAAUCACCCUCAGAAUAUUAUGCAUGUGUCCCAAAUGGCACCCUAUUCCCUAUAUAGUGCACUACUUUUGACCAGAGUCCUAUGGGCCUUGGUCAAUAGGAGUGCAUUAUUCAUGGGAUAGGGUACCAUUUGGGACACAGGCUUUGUUAUUCAGCAUUGCAUGUCCACCAUGGGACUGGCUCACUCCAACGCCCACCUCCACAGUCCCUCCUCUUAUUGCGUGCUCCUCAUUGCAUUUGCACCGUCAUCUGAAUGCUGUACGGUACCAUGCCUUACGUCGCUGUGUGAGUCGUGUUUGUUUUCCAAAUGUUUUCCUGUUCAAAUGGGAGGAAAAAUCCAUAUAGCUGUGAAUUGAUUCAUUUAUCCCCCUGAUCACCAUUGAUGCUAUAUGGACACAUUUCAAUUUUGUUGUAUUGUCUUUACAGAAUAUACUGUAUUCUGAAUUAAAUUGGUUUCCCAAAUUACAUAAAAAUAUUUUUGGGUUGCUUCAUGAAUCAGCGGUUAGGAGCAUGGCAUUAUUCCAGUGAUUAUUUUGGCUGCGUCCCGAAUGACUCCCUAUAUAGUGCACUACUUUUGGUGCCAUUUGGGAUGCAGCCUCUGUGUUGUGACUUUUAACUUCAUGAAAGCUGUCUCCUAGGUGGUGUUGCGUCCUCAGAGCCCGUGUCAGUCCGGCCGGCAGUUUGGCCUGCGCAUCUUCAGUAAGGUCCGGCCCCCAGUGGGAGGCAUCUCAGUCAAGGAGCACUUUGAGGUGAGGAAGCAUGUGAUCAUAACAUUAGAGCUGUGAUAAUGUGUGUGAUCAUAACAUUGAAGAUGUCAUAACAUAUGUUAUCAUAACAUUGAAGAUGUCUUAACAUGUGAUCAUAACAUUUAAUUAUGAAAGCAUUGGGAGCAUACAGGUAGACAUGUUUCUCUGUUGUAAUGUGUUUGUGCCACCAGGUGAACGUGGUUCCUCUCACCAUCCAGCUCAUGUACCAGUUCUUCAAAAGGAUGAUGGGAUUCUUCUUCCCAGGAAGGAACGUGGAGGAGGAGGAAGUUGCUGAUGAGGAGGACAAGUCCCGAAUGGUCACUACUGGUAUGUAUUGCGUCUACCUGCUAGCAUCCUGUCCAGGGGGCUUACAUCAAGCUACAGAAACAUGUAUGUAUUGCCUCUACCUGCUAGCAUCCUGUCCAGGGGGCUUACAUCAAGCUACAGAAACAGAAGAUAGGUGCCUGCCAUAUGGACCAUUCUGACUCGGACAAGGCUUACUUACUUACCAGCUAUUGAUGUGCAACAGUUAUACUUUACUAUAUACGUUCACUUUCCCUCAAGUCUCCAACCAUCCUCUACAUGUUGACCAGCCUGAAAUCCACACCUCUCUCCACCCAACCAAUCAAUAUUAGUUUCCAUUGUCUUUGCAAGCUCUUCAUCAUGUGUGGUAUUGGAUUGCUAGUUGCUGUGUCACCCCUGGUGGCUAUUAAAAGCCAGGGUCUACUGUGAUCCUGAGGGCUGUGUGAGAAGGUGCAUCCCACAUGGCACCCUAUUCCCUACAUAGUGCAUUAUGGGCCCUGGUCAAAAGUAGUGCACUAUAAAGGGGAUAGGGUGCCCUAUUGGACAUUUUGGAGAGCUGCAGGAGUAUAGGUUGUGGACUGUAGAGUGGUGGAGUCAUUGAGGCCAUGCUGCUGAUGAUGCUGCUGUCUUUCUUGUACUCACAUCCACACUUGUUUUUCUUCCUGGCACUGGUUCUGCUGAUUGCGGCUAUUUCAAAGAAGGGUGUAUAACUUAAAUUACUGUAUGUGGUUGUUUUUCCUACUAAACUUAGUUGAAUGCACUGACUUGUAUGUCGCUCUGGAUAAGAGUGUCUGCUAAAUGACUAAUGUAAAUUGUAUCUCAGGCAUGCCUGUCAUCAAGCCUCGGCAGCUCUCGGAGGACACCAUGGGGGUCAUGGGCCCCAGCAAAGGCGUCACCCAGGGCUUGAACCGCACCUCUGGGGUCAGGAGGUCCUUCCGUAAGGCUGUUGAGGUAUUUGUUGUGUUUUUGUUAAAUUAGAAAUGAGAAAAGAUUCAUCUUUAUGUGUUGAUGUAUCCCCAAAUGUUCAUACUGCCAUACUACUUUGACACCCAGCUACAUCUGCUGGGGGAAUUGGCUCGUUGUUUUCACAAGCACUUCCCAACUUUCUCGUUAUAUUACUUUUGACCAGAGCUCUGUGAUGAGUAUUAGGGUGCCAUUUCAGACGCAGCCUUAGAUCUUCCGUACUGUAUUGAAACUGAAGUAUGUCUUAUUUUCCCUACCUAGCAUCCUGUAGAUGACAUUGACAAGAUGAAGGAGAGAGCAGCCAUGAAUAACUCCUUCAUCUACAUCAAGAUCCCCCAGGUUCCCCUGUGUGUCAGCUAUAAGGUAGGUAUCGCCAUGUGCUGAAAUUAAGGGUAGCACAUUUUCCAGAAAUCCCGGUUGGAUGAUUCCCGGAUUUCCUGCUUAUUCCCUUCUGAUUCCAGGAAUCUUCCAACCGGGAUUUCUGGGAAUGUACCGGAAGUUGUCUGGAUUUUGCAGCUAGCUAAAGUACAACAGGACUCAAUGCUUUGAUUCAAGACAGUUAUUGAUUCUAUAUACAUGUUGGUGUGUCAGUGAGUUCAUAAAUAAAUAUUCCCCUCGAAGGGAGAUGUUUAAUCUCACUCAGCCAUUAUUAGGUAAAGAGAAAUGUCAUCAUGAUUCUGUGUUUAACCCACACCAGGUCACAUGCUAAAAUACCUCAACAUCUGGUGUGUUGUCAUGUGUUUUAUCCGAUUUGUAUAUGUAAACCUUCUCACACUGUUGGCGUGUUUGUGACUUGGACGUCAUUUUUUAUCCCACUCCGAUUUUCAAUUUCAUGUUUUUAAGGAUUUGCAAAAUAAUCGUUAUUUUCCAAUGACAGCAUUAUCUUGCCUUCCAGAUUACAUAAUGCUUGGUAUUAUCAACCAUGGUGUUUCAAUCCCUUUUCAUAGCUGACUUGAGUAAAUGUUUAAAAAAUCUAAAUGUUUAAUAUUGAAAAUGUAAUAUUCGUUUAUGAAUUAAGCAGGAGAUCAAUGAACCCACACAGACAUGUCAUGAAGGCAUGAUUAUUGUAGAAUUGUAUGAACAACUCUUGUACUUUUUAACUCCCAGACAAUGUUUCAUUAUGUAUUUUGUGCUUGUGUCCACAUAGGGAGAGAAAAGCAGUGUUGACUGGAAGGAUCUGAACCUUGUUCUGCCUUGUCUGGAGUACCACAACAACACGUGGACCUGGCUGGACUUUGCCAUGGCUGUGAAGAGGGACAGCAGGAAAGCACUGGUAGCACAGGUACUGCACUGAACCCUGUCCCGCUUAUUACUAACCCAACCAUUGUGGGGUAAAGUUCCCCUAGAUACAGAUCUAGGAUCAGCCUCCCCUUCCCCUUGACCAUUAGUGGGGAAAAUGCCAAACUAACCCAGGGUCAGCAUGUAGGGGCAACUUCAUCCUACUCCGUACUGCACAGAACCUUGGCCCCUCCCAUUACCAACACAGUCAUGCCCUACAGUAGCAGUUUGAUGGCAAAAAUGGCACUUCUACCAUCAUUACAUUUUACAUUUUAGUCAUUUAGCAGACGCUCUUAUCCAGAGCGACUUACAGUUAGUGAAUACAUUUUUUUUUUAUACUGGCCCCCCGUGGGAAUCGAACCCACAACCCUGGCGUUGCAAACGCCAUGCUCUAUCAACUGAGCUACAUCCCUGCCGGCCAUUCCCUCCCCUACCCUGGACGACACUGGGCCAAUUGUGCGCCGCCCAUGAGUCUCCCGGUCGCGGCCGGCUGCGACAGAGCCUGGAUUCGAACCAGGAUCUCUAGUGGCACAGUUUGCACUGCGAUGCAGUGCCUUAGACCACUGCGCCACUCAGGAGUACACGUACAUCAUGAUGUUCCAAGCUGCCAAAAUGCCAAUCCCUGCUUAAAGCUAUUUUUAUAUGUCACAAUAUAGAACUAUGUAUAGUUGACUUUAGUCAUAUGUCCUAUAUAUUUCUCACGUUUUCCUUUUCCCAUCCAUAGAUGAUUAAGGAGUUCUUGAACCAUAUGUUAUUUCAUAUUUUCUGAAAUGACCUAUGGGGAAAAAAACUAGUAUUUAGUCAGCCACCAAUUGUGCAAGUUCUCCCACUUAAAAAUGAUUUUUUAUGAAUUUAUUUGGAAAUUAUGGUGGAAAAUAAGUAUUUGGUCAAUAACAAAAGUUUCUCAAUACUUUGUUAUAUACCCUUUGUUGGCAAUGACACAGGUCAAAUGUUUUCUGUAAGUCUUCACAAGGUUUUCACACACUGUUGCUGGUAUUUUGGCCCAUUCCUCCAUGCAGAUCUCCUCUAGAGCAGUGAUGUUUUGGGGCUGUCGCUGGGCAACACGGACUUUCAACUCCCUCCAAAGAUUUUCUAUGGGGUUGAGAUCUGGAGACUGGCUAGGCCACUCCAGGACCUUGAAAUGCUUCUUAUGAAGCCACUCCUUCGUUGCCCGGGCGGUGUGUUUGGGAUCAUUGUCAUGCUGAAAGACCCAGCCACGUUUCAUCUUCAAUGCCCUUGCUGAUGGAAGGAGGUUUUCACUCAAAAUCUCACGAUACAUGGCCCCAUUCAUUCUUUCCUUUACACGGAUCAGUCGUCCUGGUCCCUUUGCAGAAAAACAGCCCCAAAGCAUGAUGUUUCCACCCCCAUGCUUCACAGUAGGUAUGGUGUUAUUUGGAUGCAACUCAGCAUUCUUUGUCCUCCAAACACGACGAGUUGAGUUUUUACCAAAAAGUUCUAUUUUGGUUUCAUCUGACCAUAUGACAUUCUCCCAAUCCUCUUCUGGAUCAUCCAAAUGCACUCUAGCAAACUUCAGACGGGCCUGGACAUGUACUGGCUUAAGCAGGGGGACACGUCUGGCACUGCAGGAUUUGAGUCCCUGGCGGCGUAGUGUGUUACUGAUGGUAGGCUUUGUUACUUUGGUCCCAGCUCUCUGCAGGUCAUUCACUAGGUCCCCCCGUGUGGUUCUGGGAUUUUUGCUCACCGUUCUUGUGAUCAUUUUGACCCCACGGGGUGAGAUCUUGCGUGGAGCCCCAGAUCGAGGGAGAUUAUCAGUGGUCUUUGUAUGUCUUCCAUUUCCUAAUAAUUGCUCCCACAGUUGAUUUCUUCAAACCAAGCUGCUUACCUAUUGCAGAUUCAGUCUUCCCAGCCUGGUGCAGGUCUACAAUUUUGUUUCUGGUGUCCUUUGACAGCUCUUUGGUCUUGGCCAUAGUGGAGUUUGGAGUGUGACUGUUUGAGGUUGUGGACAGGUGUCUUUUUAUACUGAUAACAAGUUCAAACAGGUGCCAUUAAUACAGGUAACGAGUGGAGGACAGGGGAGCCUCUUAAAGAAGAAGUUACAGGUCUGUGAGAGCCAGAAAUCUUGUUGUUUGUAGGUGACCAAAUACUUAUUUUCCACCAUAAUUUGCAAAUAAAUUGAUUAAAAAUCCUACAAUGUGAUUUUCUGGAUUUUUUUUUCUCAAUUUGUCUUUCAUAGUUGACGUGUACCUAUGAUGAAAAUUACAGGCCUCUCAUCUUUUUAAGUGGGAGAACUUGCACAAUUGGUGGCUGACUAAAUACUUAUUUUCCCCACUGUAUGUUUCCUCCCCCUCCCUCUCUGUGUAGAUGAUAAAGGAGAAGCUGCGUCUGAAGCCGGCGUCGGGCUCUGACUCUCGGGGCAAGGUGUUUGAGGGGAAGUCCGACAGUAGCAUGCAGCAGCAGGAGGAGGAUGAGAAGGCCCGACUCCUCAUCGGUCUCAGCAGCUCAGACAAGAGCUCCAGCAAGAAGAGCAUCUUCAGCCGACGCAAGUGA
Coregonus sp. 'balchen' is the source of this 24794-nucleotide messenger RNA. The record is from the annotation of a GenBank genome assembly. Lineage: Eukaryota; Metazoa; Chordata; Actinopteri; Salmoniformes; Salmonidae.